This is a messenger RNA of Tauraco erythrolophus (red-crested turaco), 1189 nucleotides long. NCBI's taxonomy places the organism in Eukaryota, Metazoa, Chordata, Aves, Musophagiformes, Musophagidae. The record is from RefSeq and is a predicted model, not a curated record.
UAUGUAUAUAUUUGCAGUAACCGUGUGGAAGCGUGGACUAGGGAUGUGGACUUCCUGCUCCGUCAAGAAGGGAGACCCAUGGUAAAUCUUACUGGUGACAGGAAGCAUGUGAGAGUGAUGGAAUCAGAUUGGCAGAAUACUGAUAAAGCAGUAAAUUGGAUAAAGAAAGAAGCCAUUAGCCUUACUCAACCGUUUGUUCUUUACUUGGGACUAAAUUUACCACACCCAUAUCCAUCACCUUAUGCAGGAGAAAAUUUUGGAUCCUCUACCUUUUUAACGUCUCCCUAUUGGCUUGAAAAGGUAACUUAUGAAGCUAUUAAAAUUCCCAAGUGGUCUUCUCUUUCAGAGAUGCAUCCAGUAGACUAUUACUCAUCUUACACUAAGAAUUGCACCGGAGACUUUACAAAGCAAGAAGUGAGAAAUAUUAGAGCAUUUUAUUAUGCUAUGUGUGCUGAGACAGAUGCCAUGCUGGGUGAGAUUAUUUCAGUUCUGAGAGAUACUGGGCUUCUUAAAAGAACAAUCGUUAUAUUCACUGCAGAUCAUGGAGAACUUGCUAUGGAACACCGGCAGUUCUAUAAAAUGAGCAUGUAUGAAGGAAGUUCCCAUGUUCCUCUUUUGGUUAUGGGGCCAGGCAUAAAAGAACAGCAGCAAGUACCAACUGUGGUAUCUCUCGUGGAUAUAUAUCCUACUAUGCUUGAUAUAGCAAGAAUUCCUGUCCCGCAGAACCUCAGUGGAUAUUCUCUUAUACCGCUGCUACGUGGAAAGGCUGAAACCGGUGUGUCACCCAGAGGGCCUCGGCCCUCAUGGGUGUUGAGUGAAUUCCAUGGCUGCAAUGUGAAUUCUUCCACGUACAUGCUUCGAACUGGCAAAUGGAAAUAUAUUGCGUACUCUGACGGCAGUUCAGUACUUCCCCAACUGUUUGACCUUUCUGAAGAUCCAGAUGAGCUAACAAACGUUGCCAUAAAAUUCCCAGUAAUUGUACGUUCCUUGGACAAAAUACUCCGCUCUAUAGUAAAUUACCCAAAGGUUUCUUCUUCCGUUCAGAAAUAUAACAAAAGACAGUUUAUAAGUUGGAAACAAAGUUUAGGUCAAAAUUACUCAAAUGUUAUUGCCAACCUUAGGUGGCAUCAAGACUGGUUAAAGGAACCAAAAAAAUAUGAGAGUGCAAUUGACAAGUGGCUUGGUCAAA